Messenger RNA from Vollenhovia emeryi, 4767 nucleotides. RefSeq names its product hydrocephalus-inducing protein homolog. Gene Ontology annotation, biological process: cilium movement; axonemal central apparatus assembly. Gene Ontology annotation, cellular component: axoneme. The record is from RefSeq and is a predicted model, not a curated record. The coding region runs from base 1 to 4767 and encodes 1588 amino acids. Lineage: Eukaryota; Metazoa; Arthropoda; Insecta; Hymenoptera; Formicidae. The transcript has 27 exons.
AUGUCACGGCACCUGAAGCUCCCGCGCGACCCCAAUCUUUUCUUUUCCGUGGAAUAUCACGGGUCGAAUUACAGCACUACGGUAGCUCCAGGACUUGUUCACAUUUAUAACAUCAGGUUCAGCCCGUCGGAGAAACGGGAUUACGAAUACCAUGUCGAAUUUAUCAAUGAUACCGAAAUCUUUGCGGUGCCAGUAAUCGCUAUCGGCCCGAGACCUAUUUUAGACAUCCCUGAUCGGAUCGAAGUACCGGCCACUGCGGUAAAAAUUCCCUCCUCGAAGACUAUUUUGAUACGCAACAUAGGAGAUGCACCAGCGAUCUUUACUUUUUAUUCAGAUAGUUCAUGUUUCUUCGUUGAACCGUCAAAAGGCACAUUAGGCGAAGAAGAAACAAUGCAACUCACAGUGAACUUUUUAUCGGAGAAAUCCGGCGAUUUUGAAGCGAACCUUUUCCUCAACUACGAGUCAGGAGAAAAGCUCUGCUUAACAUUACAAAGUUCAGCAAUAAAUUGCACAAUUCGAAUUGACAGGGGUAGUAUCAGAAUGGAAAACACUUACUUAGGCUUAUCUAGAAGUAAAGUUUUAACGAUACACAAUAGAAGCGACCACGUCGUGAGAUUCCUAUGGAUGCGCUUUAAAGACAAGGAUACUGAUGUACAACGCAAAGAAGAGUACAAAAAGCUAUUUCAACUGGUGCAUAGUGUGGAGGUAGUACGUCGCGUCAGUCUUGUUCAUUACAAUAUUUGCCUGCCAGAUAUUCACGAGCUUGUCUGCCAGCGGAUUUACACGGAUGAGAUUGCUUCGUUGACGAAUGAGAAUUUCCGCUAUAAUCAUAUGUCCUUCCUUCUCACGCCUGAGGUGAUCUUUUGUGAUAGCUUAGCAACUCUUAAUACUAUUGAGGGCGAAAUUUGGCCGCAAUCUUCGACAGAUAUCACGGUGAUUUUUCGAGCCAUGGAAGUAGGCGAGAUAUCGAGCGUCGCUUAUCUCGAAGUUACAGGUCGCGAGGACAGGAUACCCCUGAGCCUUCACGGAACUGGCAAGGGACCAGUUUUCCAUCUCAACGUGAUCACUAUCGACCUUAGCAAUAUCUUGUUGUGCUCCAUGCACAACUACGAGAUUAUAGCAGCAAAUAAUGGGCACAUUUGUGGUACAUUGGUUCAUAAAGCGAGACCGACAGAUUUUGGUGGCAUCAUUAAUAUUACUCCAUAUGCUUUAACGUUAAAGCCAAACGAGCACAAGUCAUUUAAUUUAUCAUUCUCUUCAAGUCGAAAAGGAGACUUUAUGGAGCGAAUCGACUUUGUCAUUAAAGAGAGCUUAGAAGUAUUAUCCUUGCAUAUAAAAGGAUGUGUCGUAUGUCCAACGCUACAUUUCGAUAAGAGUAGUCUUGAUUUUGACGCAACUGCCUUAGGAUUUAGCAGAAGACAGGAAGUAAGUCUUCGUAACUUAUCUUUGGUUCCCGUCACGUUCGGUGUGACCAUAAUGGAGGACGGCGAUCAGGCGUCUCUGACUCACGAAGAGUUUGCUACAUCUGAAGUUAAACCAAGUUUCCCGACUAACCCUCGCGAAUUUACGAUUAUUCCACAGAAAGGAGUGGUACAGGCGCAUAGUUCGCUUAAAUUAAAGGUGUCAUAUAUAGCGAACGUGGCUCGAACUGGGCGGACGAAUAUGCGAGUCGACAUGUGGGAUUCAGAUUCGGAUUCAGUAAUACUACCGGUCUCGUUUUGUGGCGCUAUUCCUUCUCUAUCGAUCAAGCCCGCGGAGAUAAAUAUUCGAUUUUCCUUCAUCAACUUUCCGUAUGCUCGUUGCAUCAAUAUAGAAAAUGAUUCCGAUUUAGACGGAUAUUUUUAUAUAGUACCGCAGACGAUAUCCGAGAAUAUAUCUGUCAUAUAUUCACUAUCAUCCUAUCAAGGUUUCCUAAAAGCACGACAAUCGAAGACGAUUGACGUCACGAUUAUUACAAAAUUGUUGGGCAAGCAGACUACCACGUUAAAUAUGCUGACGAUGGGUGAACAGGCUCCAAUUACGUCUUGUACGAUUAUUUGCAACGGCCAGGGGCCAGUAGUAUCCAUACAACCUAUUUGUCUCAAUUUCGGAGAGAUACAAGUGCUUCAAAAUAAAGUUAUGAAUUUUCACAUAAUCAACGACUCUCCGAUACCAGCGCAAUUUAAAUUAACUUCGCCUAAAAAAAAGUCAUCGUGGCUUGUUGAGCCAACUUUUGGCGAGGUUGAACAGAAUAAAUCUGCGGAGAUUAAAGUCAAACUAUUUUUACGCGACACUGGUAAAUACACCGAUAAUAUAAUCGUGCAUGUCAUCAACAGUCGGUCGUUUUCCAUUAAUAUUAUUGCGACUGGAAUCGGUUGCAGCGUCGUUUUCGAGCCGCAAAUAUUUCCAAUAUUCGACAUAGGCUUUCUCUUUAGCCAUCAAAAUCAGAGUCUGCCAAUAACCGUAAAGAAUUUUGGCACGCGUCAUUGCCAAAUAAUAUGGUCAAACGAUCCAGAAGUGCGCGUCCAAAAGAACCAAACAUGGUCAAAAAAUGAAGUCUUGGCGGAAAAUUGGUACAUAUUCGAGCAGACUUUUGGACAAGGAAAGCGAAAAUUGAUCGGAACCUCAACAUUUAAAGCUACUUUUACGGAGCCACGGAUUGCGUUUAAUAAGAGAGAGUUAACGUUUUGCAUUGAUAUAUGUCCCGGGGGAGAAAAGUUGCAACAGACAGACGAAUUAACAAUGACAAAUCAAUCGCGACUAAGUUUAAAUGUUUCACUGUACACUGAUGCUCCCUUUUAUUUGGUGAAUAAUAAGAAAAAGUUGGUACAUAAAAAGAAAAUUGUUUUGAUUGACGGAAACACCAUGACAAUUCCAGUAAAAUUUUUGCCAAAUAUAAAUCCCGAUAAUCCUUAUUCGCGAAAUUAUAACGGCGUGCUCUGGUUUGAAUAUGACGGACAUCCUAAUAAGGACAAAAUUCAAUGCAAAGGUGCGGUAAAUUUCCCAAAUGUUACAUUACAUUGCAAAGAAUUGAUUAUCAACUGUAUUUCGGGUUCAACCGCCAAAGCACUAUUGAAAAUGACUAAUAACGGGCCAAUUCCUGUGAUAUAUAAAUUUCUCUGGGCCGGAGAGAGUAUUGAGAUUCAACAUGGAGCAUAUGAUAUUAGAGUUGAGUGGCAUCGAAAUAUGAAUAAUUUCGCAAAUUAUUUACAACCGCAAAUUAACGCAGAAAACGAUGAAUUUAACCCUUGUUCCUAUAAGAUCAAAAAGAAAUUAGAGACUCAGGAAACUGAGAGUGAAUCUCUUGAUUUAUCAACUUCAACUUUACAUGAACUACAAGAUUCAGAUUCGGACAAUUUGUCAAUGGAAAUUCGAUCGCGAACGCUAGACGAAAUGCUCGAAAAACUAAGAAGUACUUUCAUGUCAAGGACAGAGACAUCCUUACAGUGCUUAGAUGAUUCAGAGAUUCUUGCUCUAAUAGAUCACAAUCUCGAGUCUUCUUCAAAGGGGUUGCUCGAUGAUAUACUCGAUAUCAUCCCACACGAAGGUAUUCUCAUUCCAUUUUCCUCGCAAUACGUCCGCUUCAUCUUUCAUGCUUCCGAGCCUAUGCAGGUCAAAGUUGCUGCGCUUUGUGAAAUUCUUCAAGGACCUACUGAAGUAGUUAAUGUAUUUGCCAGUGCAGACGUCGUUCGAUAUUCCGUUGAUAAACAGGUCAUCGACUUUGGUGAACAGUUAUUCGGCGAACUGUGUCGGGCGAGCGUUACUUUGGAAAAUCAUAGCACAAUAUUCCUGAAUUACAAGAUAAACAAGAGGAAUUUAAUAUCCAAAACAGUCAAUAAUGACUGUACGAUCGGCGUAUUAACAAUCGAGCCGAAUAAAGGAUCUAUAGAUCCUUUAUCGUCAUUGAAAAUAACGAUCGAAUUCCAACCCAUACUACUCGGCGUUUUUGAGACAGAGUUUGAGCUACAAGUGGCUGAUGUAGAUCCAUUGAUAAUUACUACAAAAGGUGUAACGAGCUAUCCACAAAUUUAUCCUUGCAUCUCGCGCGAUAUUUCUAAGCAAUAUUCUGUGAAAUUGGGAUACCAGGCGAUUCAAUUUCUAAAUUCUGACUAUAUCACAAUGAAGAAACGAGAAAUAAAAGUGCAAUGUAUUGUAGACAAUGACCAGCCACAGAAUCAAAUAUCCGAAUCGGACGAAAGAAUCUUAUUAAAUAAUGGAUGGGAUUUAAUUUCGUACGAGGAAAUAUUUCCCAGUAUUGUCGACAUCGAGAUGUCAAUUGACAGACUUUUGGCGACUCAAUUUAUCAGGAAGAAUACUUCUAUCUUGACAAAAUAUUCCAUUCCGCACAAAAACGCUGUAAUCCCUUUUCUCUACGCUCCUAAAUAUAUCAUAGAUAUGGGUUACAUUGCGAUUGAUCUUAAAACAUGUUAUUCGACAACAAUUGUCAAUUACGGGCCUUGGAACACGGACGUUACGAUAAAAAAGCUAGAAAGAAAGCAAUUUGAGAAUUCCGGCAUUCUCGUGCAAUUUGAGAAGGCAAUGUUAAGUGUCGGGAAAACUACGUGUCUGACUAUUACGUGGCAGCCGACAACGGUUAAAUAUAAAGAAAGAAGCACGAGGGAACAACACUCGAUUAAUUUAGAAGUAUCCCGCGGUUCUACCAUUCCCAUAACUAUAAAAGGCAUCAUCACUUAUCCAUUUGUCGCUGUUAACACGAAAUUAUUAGAUUUUCAAAAUGUCGUCUUGGGUGAAUGUUUAAUGAUGAACGUUUUAGUAAAAAACGAGUAA